AUGCACCGCCCCCCAGCGGCUGAAGGAAAUGAUCUAGAACGUCUCCUGGGUUUGCCGUCUAAUGGCGGACCCGCGUCAUCCGCUCCACCACCGAAUAUGCCUAUCUGGCCAGAUGAGCAGUCGGCAGCGUUCUGUGCCGUAACUCCCCCCAUCGAAACGUUCAUGGAUGUACCAGAUGAGAUACGGCGUGAACAGUUCUUCACGACUGCCAGACGCGAUGACAUGCUCGUUGGCGUGGUUACUGUCAUACAGGAUUCUGGACUGGUGAUCACGAUUUUGGCUUAUGAUCAAGGACCACGUCGAGAUUUCGAUGGUCUGAAGUUAACGAGAUUAUUGUACUGUGAUUUGUUUGGUACACAGUCCGAGUCCCGACGUAUGUGA
Molecule: messenger RNA, 381 nt
Organism: Echinostoma caproni
Lineage: Eukaryota; Metazoa; Platyhelminthes; Trematoda; Plagiorchiida; Echinostomatidae
Source: the annotation of a GenBank genome assembly